UCUUUUUCCAGAGACCCGAGGACCGAAGUAUCGUGCCGCGCAGAGGAGACACUUCUUUUCGGGAGACGGAGGCGAUGGAACUACGCGGAACAACCGUGCCCUGAUUUCGUUCACACAAUAUAUUGUGCUCGGGUAUUUAGUGGUCUGCGAAGGAAGCAUGCAGAGUCCGUAGUCCGCUAUCUAGACGUAUCUGUGUAGAACAGGGGGGCUCAGAAGUCAGGACACUCCUCCCGAGUUAACGCCGUUUAUGCCGGGGCAGCGAGUUUAAUCUCUGCGGGAAGCGAGACAGUCCCAACAACUUUGUGCAAGAUGCAGGGAGUCUCGGCUACUGAUCUGUCUCCCAAGUACCAGUGCAGGUCGGUGGACUACCUGUGUUCCCCGCAGCUGGUGAAGAAGGCCCCUCCCCCCAGACCAUGUCAAGAGAGGCCAACCCUCAAGCCCCGCCCCCCAUCAGAGUCCUCAGCCCGGCCGCCGACCGCCCAGAAACCUCAAGUGCCCCCUAAACCGCCACACCUGCUGGCCCUCGGACAGGACAAGAAGCCCAAGAGGAUCCCCCCCGCGCCGUCAAGGCCCCUGCCGGCGCCCCCUCCGCCCCCCAAACCAAAGCCUGUGUUGACAGCUCCCGUCCAGGGUCCUCAGACCCAGAGAGAAGCCCAGAAGGUCGGGCUGCUCAUCGAGAAGUUUGAGAGCUCAAGGGUCCCUAUCCUGGGGGUGGUUCCCAGGAGCCAGCUGCAGCUUUGUCUGAAGAUGGAGCUGGUCUCUGACGCCUCGGCCCCCCGCGGUCAGAGCCCCGCCGGCUCCACGGGGGCCCAGGACGACUCCGGGGACGCCUCCUCCCUGCUGGACAAGCUCUCCCUGGGCCCCUCAGAGCGGGCCGACGAGGAGGCGGAGCUCUCGCGCCUGGCCUCGUUGCCCGUCGCCGACGGCAACGAAGACCUGGCCCUGGAGGAGGAGGUGGACGUGCCCGGCGUCAUGGUGUGCCUCCAGCGGGCCGAGCUGCGGGAGGGGGAGGAGCACCAGGGCCUCCCCCCGGACUCCUCGGAGCCCAGCGGCAGCGGGAAGGUCCCCAACCGGGACAGCGGCAUCGACAGCCCGUCCUGCACGGUGGAGGGCGAGGUGUUCCCCAACGAGGACGCCAUCGACGAGGAGGACCGCUACGACAGCGUCACGGAGACGGAGACCAGCGUGUCCUGCUGCGUCACCCUGGGCAACAAGCGGGACUCCACGCAGGACGAGGACAGCGACCUGGACGAGGGGAGCUGCGGGGAGGCAGAGGGGGCGGAGAAGACGGACGCGCUCUCGGAGGCCCACAGAAGCCCCGAGGCCCAGAGGCUGCUGAAUAUCGCCAGGGAGCUUCUCCACACGGAGGAGGCCUACGUCAAGAGGCUGAACCUCCUAGACCAGGUAUUCUGCACUAAGCUGACCGAGGCGGCCAUCCCCCAAGACGUGAUCACAGGCAUCUUCUCCAACAUCUCCUCCAUCUACUGCUUCCACCACAAGUUCCUCCUCCCCGAGCUCAAGACACGCAUCAUCGGGGAGUGGGAGUCUAAUCCUCGUAUCGGAGACAUCCUCCAGAAGCUUGCGCCCUUCAUGAAGAUGUACGGAGAGUACGUGAAGAACUUUGACCGGGCAAUGGACCUGGUCAAUACAUGGACACAGCGGUCCUCCCUUUUUAAGAGCGUGGUCCAGAACAUACAGCAACAGGCCGUGUGCGGGAACCUGACGCUGCAGCACCACAUGCUGGAGCCCGUCCAGAGGAUCCCGCGCUACGAGUUGCUCCUCAAGGACUACCUGAAGAAGCUGGCGGACGACGCGGCCGACAGGAAGGACACAGAAAAGGCACUGGAGCUUAUCUCUACAGCAGCUAAUCAUUCUAACGCGGCAAUCAGGAAAAUGGAGAAGAUGCAUAAGCUGCUGGAGGUGUAUGAGCGUCUGGGGGGCGAGGAGGACAUCGUGAACCCGGCCAACGAGCUCAUCAAGGAGGGCCACAUCAAAAAGAUGUCGGCCAAAAAUGGCACGGCGCAGGAUCGAUACCUCUACCUGUUCAACAACAUGGUGCUCUACUGCGUGCCAAAGCUCCGGCUGAUGGGGCAGAAGUUCAGCGUCAGGGAGAGGAUCGACAUCGCUGGCAUGGAGGUGCAGGAGAUUGUGAAGCAGAACCUCCCACACACGUUUGCCAUCAUCGGCAAGCAGCGUUCUCUGGAGCUGCAGGCCCGGACAGCCGAGGAGAAGGAAGAUUGGAUACAGGUGAUCCUGGCCACUAUUGAGAGGCACAAGCAGAACAGCGAGACCUUCAACAAAGCCUACAACAGCUCCUUCUCCCGGGAGGACGACCACCAGCCUGACUCACCGGGGCCAUGGACCAACACAUCCAUGGACUCAGAUGGUGAACGCCUGCAUGAAAGGAAGAGUUCCAGGAAGAAGGACAAGGAGAAGCAGACUUGCAAGGGCUGCAACGAGAGCUUCAACUUCACCAAGCGAAAACACCACUGCAAGUCUUGUGGAGCGGCCAUCUGUGCAAAGUGUUCCAAGAGUCUGGACAACAAGACCAGCCGUGUGUGUCCAGAGUGCUUCGACGCCAGCGUCAGCCUGGAGGGCUUCUUGGCGUGCGGCGACCAGAAGAGGAAAGCGGCAACAGAGAGACAGACCUCGCUGACGGGGGAGAACUGCCUGCUGUGUGGCUACCUCCAGCUGCAGGACAAGGGGAAGAGCUGGAGCAAAAUGUGGGCUGGGGUCGCCAAGGCUGAGUCCCUGGUGCUCUACUUGCAGAGCAGUGGACAGGACAUGAAGGGCGCGCGGGCGGUGCCGCUGCCCGGCUUCGAGGUGACCGUGGUCUCACCGCCGCUGUCCGACAAGUCGGACGCCAAGCACGCCUUCCGGCUGACCCACGGCCCGCAGACGCUCGUUUUCGCCGCGCACGACGGCGAGCUCCUCGCCAAGUGGGUGGAGCUCCUCACCAAAGCCUCCCGCGGGGAGUCCCCCACGGACGGGGCCGGGGCCACUCAGACUGACCACAGGAAGAGCCAAUAGGAGUGGCCCAAUCCCUCCAUGCCCCCUCCCGGCUCCCCCUCUCCGCCCCCUGUGUACAGAGCACACAUUACUUGAAUUUACUUUACCUUGGCACUUUUUUUGUUUGUUUGUUUACGUUGUUGUUGUUGUUAUUGAUUGUGAUUCUUUUUUAAAAGGACCACUAGUUUCUGUUUUUCGCUACUCCCCCGUCAUCUCUCUCUCUCUCUCUCUCUCUCUCUCUCUCUCUAUCUCUCCAUCCCUCCACUCUCUCUCUCCCCUCUGUGCCUCCAGACCCGUCCCUCCUGUACGUGGUUGGGUUUAUAUGCGAGAAUAAAGCUUUUAAAGAAGUUGUUUUGCUCGAUAACAUAGCUGAAGAAAGCAUUUAUAAGAUGGUUCCCGUAAUGAUUUUUGUUGUCUUUUUUUUUAAGAUGAAGAAGUUUGUUUGUACAUUCAGUGACCAUGUUGUGAAGCAUUAACUCUAAUGUGUAUGUCAUUCGGAUUUAGGUGUAUGUGUGAGUGUGAGUGCGUAUGUGUGUGUGUGCCUGCAUCUGUAUGCAUGUGUGUUGUGUUUGUGUGUGUGUUUGUGUGUGUGUGUGUUUUUGUGUGUGUGUGUGUGUGUGCGUGUGUGUGUGUACAUGCGUGUGCACAGGAGUGCCCGCAUGGCUCCAGUGUUCAUUGGGUUAUUGAAUGUUAAUGUUUAAGUUCCUUUCGGACCCCAGCGCCACGGCCCCCCCUGACCCCGCCCUAGGCAGGGGCACGCGUGGCCGUUCAGUAUUGUACAGUAAUUAUACUCGUAGUGAGAUGUAAAGGAGAAGCAAAGCGACAAAAAAAGAGGAUGUUUUAACUUAAAAUAGAAAGAAGAAGUAGAUGGAAGACGUUUAAGCUUGUGGCUGGCCACCUGUCUCCCCUCCCACCAUUGUCCUCCAAGUAGACUAUCCCCUUCCAAAGCCUGUAUGACGUACCGUUAAUAAAACCUCUCUGUCUGUAUUCUUUUGGUGGUUGGUCUGAGCCAGGCUCUUCUGUGAUCCCCGUUCAAGAGUCUGUUUGGAUUAGUUGAAUCGUCGUGUUAUUAUGGAUCAGAAAAGCAAGAUUGUUACCGUACCUGCACGGUUUCGUGUUUCCAAAGUCGUUUUUUAAAUUGUUAUGUUUUAUUGAAUAAUGAAAGAACUGCAUAUUGCAGCACAUAUUGUGACCUAGAAAUUGAACGCAAAGUGGACGUCGAGAGAAUGAUUUUGUAAUGGGAAAUCCAAAUGACUAUCGAGACCUUUUAUACCAGGAGAGGAUGGAGACGCAUCACAUGAUAGUCGGGCUGGAUCACAGAAGGCAGUUUAAAACUGAAACUGAAUAUGAAUCAAUCUCCUAUUUAAUCUUGCACCGCCUGUCCAGUCCUUCUCUUGCUAUAUUUUUCUGGAUAGACUACCCAGAGUGUUUUUUCACCCUAGCGCCCGUAUCAGUGGUUUUAUUCCAACAUUACUGUUGGAAAUGUGCCAGAAACUGCGAUACCGUACUGUAAGACCCUCCUCCCAGCAGCACAAGCUUUCACAUAAAGUACUUAAUAAUCAUUGGUUCUCUGUUUGCAUGAAAACCCACUCAUAUUUAUAAACCUCGCUCCACAAACCUUGCUGACCCGCUUUAACUCCCCUAGCCCACCCCUCCCUUUUAUUUGAAUUUGAUUCCCUUUUCUGUUUUGCUCCAAAAUGGGUUCUUGUUGUACUGUAAGUAAGCAGAGUCAGUAUUGCGUGUGUUAACCAGAGUUGUGCACAGUGGAAGAGCAGUCAAGCAUAUCAUCAAUAAAUGGACACAGGGUUCAUUCAGAACCCUGCUGUCGUAUCUUAAGAUCUUUAA
Messenger RNA from Gadus morhua (Atlantic cod), 4854 nucleotides. RefSeq names its product faciogenital dysplasia (gene fgd). Gene Ontology annotation, molecular function: guanyl-nucleotide exchange factor activity; metal ion binding. The transcript has 19 exons. Lineage: Eukaryota; Metazoa; Chordata; Actinopteri; Gadiformes; Gadidae. Gene Ontology annotation, biological process: cytoskeleton organization; filopodium assembly. The coding region runs from base 310 to 3030 and encodes 906 amino acids. The record is from RefSeq and is a predicted model, not a curated record. Gene Ontology annotation, cellular component: cytoplasm.